AUGGACAACAUGUUAGAUCUAUCUGAGAGCAGGCAAGAGAUUAUGGACAGAGUGGCAGAUGUAAUCGGGAAAGCCCUGGACUACAGAAAUUCUCUGGACACCUACGCUUAUCUCUGGGUAGAUGACAGGGCUGAGUUUAUGAAGCAGUUUCUGCUGUAUGGUCAUGUUCUAACUUCCGAAGAGGUAGAAGCUCAUGCCGAUGAGGGAGUGCCUGAACAGCCGCCUACUACCGAGCAGUUUAAAGAACAGAUUGACAUCUAUGAGAAUCUUUACAUUCAGAUGAGCAAGUUUGAAGACUUCAGAACAUUUGAAAGCUGGUUUAAGGUGGAUAUGAAACCUUUCAAAAUUAGUUUGUUAAACAUUAUUAAGAAAUGGAGCUGGAUGUUCAAAGAACAUCUUUUGAGAUUUGUCAUUGGCAGUCUGACUGACCUAGAAGAGUUCAUAAAAGUGACAGAUACUGGACUCAAAAAAGAAGUGAAUGAAGGAGAUGAUAAUCGACUAAUAGAAAUCAUGGGGCAUCUCCUGGCUGUGAGAGACAGACAGGCAUCUACUGAUGAGCUCUUUGAACCUCUAAAAGAGACUAUUACACUGUUGGAAAGCUAUGGACAGAAGUUGUCAGACCAAGUUUAUGUCCAGUUACAGGAAUUGCCUGAAAAAUGGAAUACCACCAAAAAAAUUGCUGCGUCUAUAAAGCAUGAAGUGGCUCCUCUUCAGACUUCUGAGGUCACGCUGAUCAGGAAAAAAUGUGCUUCAUUUGAUGGGAAGCAGAUAGAAUUCAGAGAAAGAUUUAGAGUGGAAGCUCCCUUUUGCUUUGAUGCAAAAAAUCCGUAUGUACUUCUAGAUAAGGAAAAUCGAGAGCUUGAGGCAUUGGAAGAAGAAAUGUUACAAAUGCAGAAAUCUGCAAAUCUUUUUGAAGUGGUUGUUCCAGAUUACAAACAAAUGAAACAAUGUCGCAAAGAAAUACGGUUGCUCAAGGAAGUGUGGGAUAUUAAUAUUUAUGUUACAAGCAACAUUGAUGAUUGGACUAAAACCCAGUGGAGACAGAUUAAUGUGGAACAGAUGGAUGCAGAGCUCAGAAGGUUUGCCAAGGAAGUGUGGUCAUUGGACAAGGAAAUUCGCUCCUGGGAUGUAUACAUAGGUCUGGAGUUAACAGUGAAGAACCUAAUGACCUCACUGAGGGCAGUAACAGAAUUGCAGAAUCCUGCAAUAAGAGAAAGACACUGGCACCAACUCAUGAAUGCAACAGGUGUCAGAUUGUCAAUAACUGAAGGCACAACCUUAGCAGACUUGCUGGGACUACAGCUGCAUAAGGUGGAAGAUGAAGUCCGAAGCAUUGUUGACAAAGCAGUGAAAGAGCUGGGCACUGAGAAGAUUCUUACAGAGAUCAGCCAAACAUGGGCUACCAUGGAGUUCUGCUAUGAAAAGCAUUACAGAACCAGAACUCCAUUAUUAAAAUCUGAUGAACAGCUUUUUGAAACUUUAGAGAACAAUCAGGUUCAGUUGCAAACAAUUCUGCAAAGUAAGUAUGUAGCAUAUUUCAUUGAACAAGUCACAAGUUGGCAAAGGACAUUGAAUGUGGCAGACUCAGUUAUUUUCAUUUGGAUGGAAGUUCAACGCACAUGGUCUCAUCUAGAAAGCAUCUUCAUUGGCUCUGAUGAUAUCAGAACCCAGUUGCCUGAAGACGCUAAAAGAUUUGAUGGAGUUGAUGCAGACUUCAAAGAAUUAAUGAUUGAGACAACAAAUACAAAAAAUGUGCUAGAAGCAACAACCAAACCAAAUCUAUAUGAAAAACUUGAAAGUCUGCAACACAGGCUUUCUCUUUGUGAAAAAGCUCUUGCAGCGUAUUUAGAAACCAAGCGCUUAGCUUUUCCUCGGUUCUAUUUUGUUUCUGCAGCUGAUUUACUUGACAUUCUCUCAAAAGGAACACAGCCAAGACAGGUGACCCAUCAUCUUACCAAACUUUUUGACAACAUUGCUGAUCUUCAGUUUCAAGAUAAUAAAGAGAAAGCUACAAAUAUUGCACUGGGGAUGUACAGCAAAGAAAAGGAAUAUGUUCCAUUCCAUGCAGAAUGUGAAUGCAUUGGUCAGGUGGAGACCUGGUUACAACAACUCGAAGAAACCAUGUGUAAAACAGUGCAUCGUUAUAUCAUGGAGGCUAUAGCUGCCUAUGAAGAAAAGCCCAGAGAGCAAUGGAUUUUUGACUACCCGGCUCAAGUUGCACUUACCAGCUCACAAAUCUGGUGGACGACAGAUGUAGGAAUAGCAUUCAACAGGCUGGAGGAGGGAUUUGAAAUGGCCCUGAAGGAUUACAAUAAAAAACAGAUCACUCAGCUAAACGCUCUCAUUGCUUUGUUGCUGGGAGAACUUGCCUCAGGUGACAGACAGAAGAUCAUGACCAUUUGCACUAUAGAUGUUCAUGCUCGAGACGUGGUGGCAAAACUUGUUGCUCAAAAGGUCACUAGUUCCCAAGCUUUUGCUUGGCUGUCACAACUACGCCAUAGAUGGGAUGAGGCCCAGAACCACUGCCUAGCCAACAUUUGCGAUGCUCAGUUCCAGUACUUUUAUGAGUAUUUGGGAAAUACCUCUCGGCUAGUUAUUACACCUCUGACUGACAGGUGUUACAUUACUCUAACACAGUCUCUACACCUGACAAUGAGCGGGGCUCCUGCAGGGCCAGCUGGCACAGGCAAAACAGAGACCACCAAAGACCUGGGCCAUGCCCUUGGUAUGAUGGUCUAUGUCUUCAACUGUUCUGAACAGAUGGACUAUAAGUCCAUAGGAAACAUCUACAAAGGUUUGGUCCAGACAGGUGCUUGGGGAUGCUUUGAUGAGUUUAAUCGAAUUUCAGUAGAAGUCCUAUCAGUGGUGGCAGUGCAAGUAAAGACUAUACACGAUGCCAUUAGAAAUAAGAGGAAGAAAUUUUUAUUCCUUGGAGAAAACAUUACACUGAAACCAUCAGUUGGGAUAUUUAUUACCAUGAACCCAGGAUAUGCUGGUCGAACAGAACUACCUGAAAAUCUCAAAGCUCUAUUCAGACCCUGUGCCAUGGUUGUCCCUGACAUUGAACUGAUCUGUGAAAUUAUGUUGGUUGCUGAGGGAUUUAUUGAUGCACGCUUGUUAGCCAGGAAGUUUAUUACCCUGUAUACUCUCUGCAGGGAGCUGCUUUCUAAACAGGAUCAUUAUGAUUGGGGACUUCGUGCUGUUAAGUCAGUCUUGGUGGUUGCUGGCUCAUUGAAGCGAGGAGACAAGAACAGACCUGAGGAUCAGGUACUUAUGCGAACCUUAAGAGACUUCAACUUGCCUAAAAUAGUGACAGAUGAUAUCCCAAUUUUCAUGGGCCUGAUCAGUGACCUGUUUCCUGCUCUGGAUGUUCCAAGGAGGAGGGACCUGCAAUUUGAACAGAUGGUUAAACAAUCUACCCUGGAGCUUCACUUGCAGCCUGAGGAGAGCUUUAUUCUCAAAGUUGUUCAGCUGGAGGAGCUUCUGGCAGUGCGUCACUCUGUCUUUGUGGUGGGAAAUGCAGGCACGGGAAAGAGCAAGGUUCUGAGAACUCUGAAUCGAACAUAUGUGAACAUGAAACAAAAGCCUGUGUGGAAUGACCUAAACCCAAAAGCUGUGACCACUGAUGAACUGUUUGGUUUUAUACAUCAUGCAACCCGGGAAUGGAAAGAUGGCUAG
Malaclemys terrapin pileata is the source of this 3678-nucleotide messenger RNA. Its product is annotated as dynein axonemal heavy chain 11-like. The record is from RefSeq and is a predicted model, not a curated record. The transcript is spliced from 25 exons. Bases 1 to 3678 code for a protein of 1225 amino acids. Gene Ontology annotation, biological process: microtubule-based movement. Gene Ontology annotation, molecular function: dynein light intermediate chain binding; minus-end-directed microtubule motor activity; ATP binding. NCBI's taxonomy places the organism in Eukaryota, Metazoa, Chordata, Testudines, Emydidae. Gene Ontology annotation, cellular component: dynein complex.